Molecule: messenger RNA, 1483 nt
Organism: Porites evermanni
Lineage: Eukaryota; Metazoa; Cnidaria; Anthozoa; Scleractinia; Poritidae
Source: the annotation of a GenBank genome assembly
AUGCAUUGGAUUGCUCAUUAUGUAACAUUCGACAGAGUACCCUCUGAUCACCUCGAUGAUUCCAAACCUAUAUCUGAUGGCACACAAUUUGAGAAUAUUGAGUACCUCCUGUGUCAAAGUGAACUUGACAAGUUGCGAAGUGAUUUCAUCGUCCUAGUGGCCCGUAUUCUUGCUGAAUUCUUUAAAUUCAUGGAGCCUCUCAAAUCUGCCAUACCAAAGCAUAUCCAACACAGGUAGGAAUAACUAUAAUUAAUUAUGAUAUGCUAUACAGGUAUUUAGUUUUAAAAAAUUUAAGCCAAACAAGCCCAAAAAGGUUAUACAAUCCCACACCGGUCUGCCGUCUUGGCCAUAGACAUCUUUGAUUUCCCUUUGUGCCUCAAGCAUAAAAAGGAAAUGGUCAAGACAAUGCUUUGCAGUAUUAAUAUAUAGAUAUUUUUAGCCAGGGCUAAAAGCGAAGCUUUGGUUAAUAAUACUUGACGUAAACAAAAAAAAAUUAAAUCAUGUAAUGCUAAAUAUGGAGGGCAAUGAAAAUGGCAUCAAGAUCAAUAGAUCUAAUUAGCAAAGAAACAAAUUGCAUGUGCAGCACACUUUUUUUCUAAUUAGCAAAAACACAAAUUUGCACAUGCAGCACGCUUUUUGGCUUUCUCGUUGUUUUGCACAACUACAAUGCUGUUUUGUAGGACUAAGACGUCAAACUUCCUAGUUACACAUUAUUUUUAUGGAGAAAUUGUCAUAUAAGUGCUCACCCAAUAUUUUGUCUUCUGUGUUCAUGCAUGAUUGCUUUUAUUUUUCACUGCCACUCAUUUUCACCUUGCUGGCUGCUAGCAUUUCUCAUUCUCACAGCCACUUUGAAUUUUCAUGUUUUCCUUCCUACAAAAUUUGUCUCUUUUGUUUUCAAUCACUCGCUUUAGCUCUUUCUCUGUUAUCCACAUGAGUGUAAACAUCAAAAAAAACGUCGAAAAAGACACAACUUUUUGUUGUUGUUUUUUCUUUCUAAAAGUCCGGGCGGUCAUGUGAUUCUUUCCAAAUAAAACCUUGAGUUGCAUUUGGGUUGCCAGCAUACCUGUUGAUUGAAUGAUUUUAAAUUGACAUGCCUGUGGUGCGAACGGAUGGUUGGUCGGUCAGUCGGUGUACGGUCAUGUGUUCUUGGAUGGGUAGUUUAUCACAAUUUUUUACCCAUGGUGUUCCGCUGCGCGCGUUUCACGCGUGCGAGAGCUCCGAUAUCAAGUUUCUUGGUAGACUAUACUUAAUUUGCUCCUUUAAAGAUAGUAUACAAGAGUUUUUCAUGUGCCAUGGAAAGGUGUGGUCUAUUUGUUAUUUAUUUGAGAUAAGAUAAUGAUUUUAACUUAAAUUGAAAGAGCUUUGGUAUAUUGUGUUCAGGUACUCUGAAUUCAUGAACAAAAAGUCUGUCAUUAUUGGACUACCAGUGGUACCUUACAAUCAAUCCAAGCAUGCAGAUGUUUGCCAAUAUCUUGAAUAUGUU